CCUUCAAGAUCAGUUUCUCAUCAAUUAAGUUUUAACCUACAAAGGAAAAAAUCAAAGAAAAAGGAAGCUAGGGUUUUAAUUUGUGAAAUGGGGCGUGGAAAGAUAGAGAUAAAGAGGAUUCAAAACACAACAACAAGGCAAGUUACUUUCUCAAAAAGAAGAACAGGACUAAUCAAGAAGACUCAUGAGCUUUCUGUUUUAUGUGAUGCACAAAUUGGACUCAUCAUAUUCUCAAGCACUGGAAAACUCUUCCAAUAUUCUUCUGAACCCUAUAGGAUGGAUCAAAUCAUAGAAAAGUACCAGAGAUCUACUGGGAAACGCAUUAUGGUGGAAAGUGAUCAUCACUAUAGGGAAGAAAUGUUCCAUGACAUGGCAAUGCUGAGGCAAGAAAGUAUUCGUGUUGAAUUGGGAAUUCAACGAUAUCUUGGAAGUGAUAUGAAUGGUUUAAAGUAUGAUGAUUUGACUAAACUUGAAGAGGAAUUAGAAUUCUCUCUUGCAAAAGUUCGAAACCGUCAGAAUGAGCUAUUGAGUCAACAAAUGGAGAAUCUGCGAAGGAAGGAAAGAAUAUUGGAAGAUGAACACAUCAAUUUGUCGAACUGGGAGCAAAGGGCAGUGAUGGAAUUUCACAAGGCAGCAAUAGAAGCAAACAAACAACAACAAAAUGGAAUGGAUGAGUUUGCAUUCUUUGAGGAUCAACCAGCUGGUACCAUUCUUCAACUUGCUGCCCCUGUUCUUCCACUUCACCUUCAUCCUUAUCUUCAGCUUGCUCAGCCAAAUAUUCAUCAAGAUUCUCUCCCUUCUAGGGACCCCAAACCAUAAUAAUCUAUUCGUUAACGAGUAGCAUGGAGUGUUUUUCUGAUCUCGUCGAAUAUUAUGCAGCUUGAUUAUUGAUGACAAUUACUAAUAAUUUCGCUUUUCCCUAUUAUCCAGUCUAGUAUAUGUUCAAUUUCAUGUUGAGUGUUGGAUAUAUAUAACAACAAGUACUUAUAAUGUUUUAUUGUUUUUGUGUGUGUAUUAUUUAAACAGAGGAGUACUAAUUUGGUAUAUAUAAUUAUUUAGUAG
Molecule: messenger RNA, 1062 nt
Organism: Cicer arietinum (chickpea)
Lineage: Eukaryota; Viridiplantae; Streptophyta; Magnoliopsida; Fabales; Fabaceae
Product: MADS-box transcription factor 31
Biological process (GO): positive regulation of transcription by RNA polymerase II
Cellular component (GO): nucleus
Molecular function (GO): DNA-binding transcription factor activity; protein dimerization activity; RNA polymerase II transcription regulatory region sequence-specific DNA binding
Source: RefSeq, a predicted model, not a curated record